ACCUAUCGAUCGCACAGAUAGAAUCUAUCAAACUCAAAGAAGUAUUCCCGAAAUGAAGACUCUGAUUGUUCUUGCUCUACUGGUGGCCGCCGUUUCGGCCCUACCGCAAUUCGGAUUUGGACGACCAGGAUUUGGCGGCCCAGGAUAUGGUGGCCCAGGGUUUGGCGGCCCAGGAUUUGGGGGAGGAUUCGGCGGAGGACCCUUUGGCGGCGGCGGCUUUGGAGGUAAUCCUUAUGGCGGCGGUUACGGAGGUGGCCCAUACGGCGGCGGAUUCGGCGGCGGUCCCUAUGGCGGUGGAUUCGGUAAUCACUACGGCGGCUUUGGGGGUGGAAGACGUCAUGGCGGCGGACGCGGUGGUGGCGGUGGUGCUGCCUCUGCCGCGGCCUCUUCGUCAGCCUCCGCAGCUGGUGGUGGUGGUGGAGCCGCCUCCUCUUCCGCCUCUUCAUCCGCCUCUGCUGGCGGCGGUGGUUUCUACGGAUUUCCCGCUAACUACUCGGUCCAUGACAUCACUGGUCCCAAUCCCAUCGUUAUGCUGCCCCUCCAAUGGACGGAUCGAGAAGGGGGCGCGUCUCAAGUGCUCCCGAGAUUGGGAUUAACCGGUUGCAGCGGGGGAUCGAGCAGCCCGGGUCUGUUGAGCGUAGGGUCCGACGGUCGGUGGAUCACCGAACAAUCAACGAAUCUCUUUGCCGACGAGCAACGGAAUAAAAGCCGGGGCCGGCGGCGCAUUGGCCAAGUGUUUGGAUCACCCUCGAGGAGGCAACAACUCAACAUGAAAUUAUUCAUCGCGCUCUCUGUUCUGGUGGCUGUGGCAUCGGCCCUGCCUCAAUUUGGAAUUGGUAACGCCAACGCCAACGCAAAUGCCAAUGCGAUUGCCAAUGCGAAUGCCCAAGGCUUUGGAGGUGGUCCUGGAUUUGGCGGUGGCGGAUUCGGUGGUGGCCCAGGAUUCGGUGGACGUCCAGGUGGAUUCGGUGGACGUCCUGGUGGUCCAGGAUUCGGUGGUCCAGGAUUCGGUGGUCCCGGAUUUGGUGGUCCCGGAUUUGGUGGUCCCGGAAUCGGCGGUGGACGUCCAGGUGGAAUCGGUGAAUUCGGUAGACGUCCAGGUGGCGGAUUUGUAGGAGGAGGCGGCGGCGGCUCAUCUUCAGCCUCAGCCUCUUCCUCAGCUUCGGCGGGCGGUGGUGGCGGACGUGGUGGCGGUGGAUCCGCUUCUGCAUCGUCAUCCGCCUCGGCUUCUGGAGGCGGAGGAAGGUUCGGUCGUUAGAACUAAACUAUAGUUGCAAUUAAGCAAUUAAGAGAAAUGACUGUGAAUAAGAUAUUAAUAAAUUAAAAUUAAACAAGUA
Drosophila santomea is the source of this 1337-nucleotide messenger RNA. RefSeq names its product glycine-rich cell wall structural protein-like. Bases 53 to 1258 code for a protein of 401 amino acids. The transcript is spliced from 3 exons. The record is from RefSeq and is a predicted model, not a curated record. NCBI's taxonomy places the organism in Eukaryota, Metazoa, Arthropoda, Insecta, Diptera, Drosophilidae.